Molecule: messenger RNA, 2466 nt
Organism: Harpia harpyja (harpy eagle)
Lineage: Eukaryota; Metazoa; Chordata; Aves; Accipitriformes; Accipitridae
Gene: NEMP1
Product: nuclear envelope integral membrane protein 1
Exons: 10
Coding region: 1-1524 (507 amino acids)
Cellular component (GO): nuclear envelope
Source: RefSeq, a predicted model, not a curated record
AUGCGGCCCGCUGCUGUGGUGGAGGGUGCUGGAGGGACUGGGCUUGCAGCGUCUCGCUGUCCGGAUCUGCCAGUGUGGCUGGGCCUUCUGCGGGAUUCGGGAGCCUCCUUCACCUCGGCGGACAAGUUCGUGCAGGAGGCAUGCUCCAAUUUAGUUUUCCCUGAGAUGGGGAUGGGUCUAGAACGAGGAGUCGAGCUGGAAAGGGGAGCAGGGGAUGAGGAAAGUGGACCUGUGUUUUGGUGGCUGAAGCAAACAGGAACAGGGGCCUCGCGUUUGGUCUGCGUUGCUGAAUCCCUUUCCUCUGCUCUGUGUUGCACAGAUGUCAGGGAGUCGGUGAUCCCGCUCUAUGAGGGCCACACGUAUCAUCGCUCAGCUCCUCACCGCUUCUGCUACACCAACACCCGCGUCCCACAAUGGCACGACAUAUGGACAAGGACACAGAUCCGGGUCAACAGCAGCCGGAUGAUCCGAGUCACCCAGGUGGACAGCGAGGAGGAGCUGGAGGAGUUCAACGUGUGGAACAUCAUUUUCUCCUUCCUGAAGGAGAAGCUGAACGACACCAGCAUCGAUGUGGAUCUCUACAGCAACAAAACCUGCCUGAAGGUCGAGCUGCUGGAGGCCGGCACGACGUACUGUGUUGUCCUCUUCCGACGCUUUGACCCUAAGCUGUUCCUGGUUUCCUUCCUGGGCCUGUUGUUGUUCUUCUGUGGCGACAUGCUGAGCAGGAGCCAACUCUUCUACUACUCAGCCGGGAUUAGUUUUGGCUUGCUGGCCUCCCUGCUCAUCCUUGUCUACAUGAUGUCCAAGGUCAUGCCCAAGAAAAGUCCUGUUUACUUCCUGCUGGUAGGAGGCUGGUCCUUUUCCCUGUACCUGCUUCAGCUGAUCUUCAAGAACCUACGGGAGAUCUGCAAGUCCUACUGGCAGUACCUCCUAGGCUACCUGCUGCUCGUGGGCAUCGUGAGCUUCGGUGUGUGCUACAGGUAUGGCCCACUGGAGAACGAGCGCAGCAUCAACCUCCUCUCCUGGGCCCUGCAGCUCUUGGGCCUGUUGCUGAUGUACUCAGGCAUCCAGAUCCAUCCCAUUGCCUUGGCCUUGGUGGUCAUCGCUGUCUGCACCAAGAACCUGGACUACCCCUUGCAGUGGGCCUUUGCUGCCUACAGGAGAAUGCAGAGUGCCAGGCUCGGGCCGAGCCCCCCUCGCCUGCUGACAGAGGAGGAGUACCGGCUCCAGGGCGAGGUGGAGACGCGCAAGGCCCUCGAGGAGCUUCGAAACCACUGCAGAAGCCCGGAUUUCUCUGCCUGGACUGCAGUCUCCCGCAUCCAGUCUCCCAAGAGGUUUGCUGACUUUGUGGGUGGUGCCUGUCACGUCACCCCCAAUGAGGUCUCUGUCCAUGAGCGGGAGUACGGCCUGGGCGGCAUCUUCCUUGAGGACCAGCUCUUUGAGGAGGAAGAGGAUGAUGAUGACUCCUUUGACAGGAAUCACAUGAGUUAUUCCCUGAGCCAUGUCCACAUGGAUGCCGAUUGAGGUGCCUGUGAGGGUGACGUGCACGAGAGGAACUUUGGACCUGUCCCACCGGUACCUGCGUGCUCAGCAUCUGCCUGCUGCCAGGCCGCUGUGGGGAGGGAACAGGCAGUGGGUGACCUGCUGCUCCUCCUCCUGCUGUUACCAAAGAAGCCAGUGGGCUCCAGCUGGUUGGGCUGUGCCUCUGCCUUGGCUUAAAUCCUGUGUGGAUACCAAAAACCCCAGCGCCUCCCUGAUGGAGAUGCAGCUCGGCUGGCCCCUCCACGUGCAUGUCACAGAGCUCAGGAGAAGACAGCCUUGAAGUCUGCUUGGUGCCCCGUGCGCUCGCUCCGCUCCCCGCAGCUGCUGUGUUGUGGCAGAGGCUGUGCUCAGCCUCCCGCUCCCUGCACCUCCUGUCUGCCAGGCGGUCCCUGGGCUGAGGAUGAGUGUGGAUGUGCUUCCUCCUCCCUGCCUUGCUGGUGGUUAGGUGCUGGCAGCUCCCUGUCCCCUUGAAGCUGGUGCCCUGAGCCCUUAACCUGCUCUAACAUGGGGCCUGUCUCCACCGCACUCCUCUCCCGGCUGAUGCGGGCAGGGGAUGGGGAUGGCCCUUCCUGUGUUCCCGCUCCCUGCGCUGGGGAGGGGGGCUCUGCCGAUGGUCACUGGCCUUGCCAAAGGACAAAGCUGGAGGGGACACCCCAAUCUAUGCAACUUUCUAAGCAAUAAAGCUGCCCUCUGGCAGCCUUACUGCCCUGGGGCCUGGGCUCCCACAGCCUGGCCCGUACCUCGCCCAUGCUGCUGCCAGAUUUUUUUGCUGUUGGUUUGUUUCUGUCCCAGGUUUACUCCCCUGCCCUUGCUGCGCUUUCUUCCCUGCUCUGGUGUGAGCAGCCUCUGUUACUGUGUCCCUCCAUGGUUACUGCGUGGUCAAUGACUGAUUAUAUUUUUAAUAAAGAUGUAUUUUGUAGGUAA